AGUAUGAUGUGCGCUUGCAGCACUUUUGAAUGUAAUGAAAUCAUCGUCGUGCCUAUUUUUUUGAUAUUUUUCCUGAUGCUCCUGAUAGACCAGACAUUUCGGAGCACUGCGAAACAUCCAUCCACGUUUUUAUGCAUUGUACUCAAGCGCGUUAUCAGAGCGUUUCUAAUCAGUCUGCUGUGGAUUGUAGCUGUGUUGAUUUUCACAGACUGGUAUGGUUGCUGUAAAACUGAUGAAAACACGAGUAAGCUGUUCUGUGAACUUGGGAUCCACACCACUGAAGAAGAAGCUCAAAAAACUGAAGUGCAAAUCAAAUCAAAGCUUGCUGGUUACUCUCUGCUCCUCAGCAUGACUGUGGUCGCUUUCUUCAUGACUUGGAGUGGGUGGAGGAAUUGGUUUAUAAAAAAAUUCAGUUGGUGCAACAAGAAAACGUUUUACUACAAACUGAUUUUGGAAGAAGAGAAAAAAGUUCUGGAGGAGCUUUUGAGGAAAGAAGCAAAUGAAACUCUGACUAAAGAAAUCACGAGCAACAUAAAAAGGAAAGACUGGGACGGCUGUUUAAAUGUUGCUCAACAAAUGAUCAAUAAAGCAAAACAUCAAAAACCAGAAGCGACCAACCAGCAGAUCAACUGGAUCAGUGAGGGGAGCUCCAGCAGAGGGGGACAGCAUCAUCAAGCAGCAGCACAUCAGGAGGCACAAAACUAUGAACUUGAAGCAGUGGCACGAGAAAACAAAGACACCGUGCCGUUAUUUGGCGAAUCCGCCUGAAAGAACAUCAAGUGAUGCAGCUCCAGAAACAUCGCAAGUGACCACAGACAGGUUAUACAUCUUGUCAGGCGACGUGAGGUCUAGAGAGAGAGAGUCGGAUAAAAGUUCUUAAUAUCCAGCCUUAUGUGAUUAUAAAUGGAUUGGGAUGAAUCUGCAAAAGGUUUUGUAAAGGGAAGCAGGAGACUGUUGUUGUAGAGAGGACUGAUGAGACUGAAGCUGUUCAGUUGCAAACAGAGAGUUCAGUUUAAAACAAGACAAGAAAAAAGAAGAAAAAAAGUUCAAAUGUUCUGUUCUAAAUCUGUUGUGUUCUACUAAUUAAUUCAAGAAUUGGAAAAGACAUAUUUUGUUUUUGUUUUUAAAUCCUAUGCCAACUCUUUUUAGCUUUGUAAAUAUUGGCUAUAUUGUAUGGAUAACUCUUCUUUUAUUUUUACUUUAUUUUGCAAAUUUAUUUAAAUUAGGCUAUCCUCGGAUAAAUGUUAUUUUGUUGGUUCUAAAGAUCUGUCAUGAUCCAGCGUUUUAAGUUUGAGUUUAUUUUGUUCAUUAGGUUAUCUAAGUUCAUUUGUUUAUUAGAUUCCCCUUGUGUAUCC
This is a messenger RNA of Neolamprologus brichardi, 1355 nucleotides long. The record is from RefSeq and is a predicted model, not a curated record. NCBI's taxonomy places the organism in Eukaryota, Metazoa, Chordata, Actinopteri, Cichliformes, Cichlidae.